UCUAAAACUGAUGGAUUACUUUCCCACAAACAAUUAACAUACCAUUAAUAUCCUUAUCAAAAUGAACAAAAUCAUUAUUCUUAAAUUUCUAUUAGGCAUUAAAAGCAUCUUGCCUCUUAAAUUUUCCGUACAAUAUGUUCGACUUCUAUAUAUGAUAAGACAUAUGUACAUACAUAAUUUUAUAGAACAUAUUUUUUCUAAAAUUCUAAAAUAAAUUCAUGCAUGUUGACAUAUGGCUAAAGCUAUGCAUUUCACCAUUAUCAUAUUAACUAUGAUUAGGCAUGGGCACAGAGCAGUUAUCCAGAAAAUUUUUACUAUCCGUGAUCCGCUUCGUCCCGUACAAAUAUUUAAGUUUUCGAUCUGUUUCGAUCCAUAAGAUUUUAAAUAUUCGUUAGUUCGAAUAUUUGUGACAAUUUCAAUUAUUCGCGGACUAUCCAAUACGUUUCGUAAAAAAAUAGAAAUAAAUUAAAAUUAAUAAUUAUUAAUUAAUAAAAUAUCUAAAAUAAUAUAAAAUAAUAAUAUAUAAUUAAAAAAUUAAAAAUAUUUACUUAAAAAAUUAAUAACUAAAAUAAUUAAUCUAAUAAAUUAAAAUAUAUAAUUAUUAAAUAGUUUGUAUAUAUAAUAAUUUAAAUAUAUGUAUAUAUAUGCAUAUAAUUAACGGAUCGGAUAUUUGUUCCUAAAUUUUUUAGUAUUUGUGAUUUGAUUUGUCUCUUACGGAUAUUGCAUAGUAGUAUUUGCUUUUGAUUUGUAGAGUUACGGAUAUCCAGAUUUGUUCAAAUCAAGAUGAAUAACGAAUCAAAUCAGAUUUACGGAUAUUUUUCCCAAACCAAAUUAUAAUGAUAUCAACAAACAUGGAAAAUAUAAUUUCUCAAAUAGAAGGAUGUCAUCAUCAUAAAAAAAAAGGCUGGCUUCAUGCAUAUCCUAUAUCUUGCACACAAAAACUUGUAAAUAUAGGCUUCGAAUGUUUUAAUCCGCCUCGUAUCACACCGCUAACAAAAAUCUUUACAUAUACCAUAUAUUUAUAUGUUUUUAUAACGGUUAGAACCGCAUCGCAGUUGAACCGCUUGUUCCGCACCGCUUAAUCAAAUGUUACCAUUCGGAGCCAUAAUUUUACCAAGAAAAAAAACUUGUAUAUAAAUAGUUCAAUAUAUGUGUCUUAGCUUCUUCAUAUCAUAUCUCUCCCUCUAAAUCUCAAUCCUUUUGCAGAAAAUGAAUGGUGGAUUUGGCAUGAGAAAAGAUCUCACUCGAGUUUCAAACCCCCUAGAAUGUUCUCUUUGUCAGAGAAUCUUCUUCACACCUCAAGACCUAAUCACACACACCAACACUUUUCACUCCAAUCAUCAUUACUCCAACUUCUCAUCAUCUGCCGCUGCCCCCGCACCUGCCACCUUCCGCCACUACCCGAACCUUAACCGUAACCCUAAUCCUGCUUUCCCGGCAAUGAAUCGUUCUGACUUGAACAAUUACCGUAGUGGUCCUACAGAUGAACAAGGGAGGCUUCUCAAAGGAUCUGCGGCAAUGACUCCGACUAGAAACACUAACGUUUUGUUUGGGCAGCAGGAGAAGCCGAAGCUGAUGGAUCUCUUUCCGACGAUGCCAUCGGAAGGCUUACGUACGCUUCCGCUUCUUAGCCAGCUGGAGGAACGGACACCGCAGGAUACUGCGACGGAGCAAGGCGGGGCCAUCUCGAGUUCCAUCGACUUGACGUUAAGGCUGGGUUUUUCUUGAUAUCAAACAAGCAAAAUAUGAUUCUGGAUAAGAGAAACUAGGGUUCUUGAUGAAAACCAUUAAUAUGUUGUUGUUGUAGUUGUUGUUAUUGUUGUUGUUGCUGCUGCUGUUUCUGUUGUUGUUGCUGUUGGAAUGAUUAUUGUAAUAUCUAUUUUAUUUUCCUAUAAUUAAGGUGUUCUUAUGAAAACCUUUCAAAAAAAUAAAAUUUAAGGUGUUUUUCAUUUUGCAUAAUAUCUUGGCCCUAAUAUCUUCUUGUUUCUAUAUAUUAAUGAUUGUCAGACGAGAACCUGAUGGGACGAUUUGAUCGAAUAUUUGCUUUAAGAUGUGUUGGCAUAACAAGUGAAGAAAAGUUAUAUAACUUAUAUUUACUUUUCUAUUCCACCAUGGUUUGUGUUUUAUGUAAGUUGUUGCAGUAGUAGUAUCAAUGCGACUAAUGCGACUUGUAAGUUGUUGCAGUGGUAGUAUCAAUGUGACUUGAGAAAAAUCGAGCGACCUCAAGAAUAAAGAAUUACUACAACAUUUAUUAGUAAGUGUAAGUCUAACUCACACCAAGAAACUAGUUUAAUGCACUUCUGAAAUUUCUAAACACUUAUAUACUGGUCUAGUACUCUCUAAAGUACAGUUGUGUGAUUGUUUGAUAGAGUUUGAGUUUUCGGCCUUAAUCUUUUUUCUAGAUUUAGGACCAGCCGUUGCGAAUACCUUAUGAUAGCCUUAAAGACAUAACAAACCAGUAACUAGCGUUAAACCACUAGUUCAAUGCACUUCUGAAAUGUGAAAUCAUUUUGCAAUUACAAUUUCUUCAUUCUAGUAAUUGUUUCUCCAAAUUAAGUCAUCUCUGCUUUAUUUCUUUCGACUAGCAUGACUGCUAAUUCUGAUCGACUUGAAACAGGUGUGUGCAUGCAUGUGUAUAUAUGUAAGUUGUUGUCUUUUGUAACUAUCAGUGUGUUAGUGGUCAUGUAUGUCUCCUUAGUCCUUUCUCUCUACCCGGGAAAUACUCUCGUCGACUAGUUUUAAUUACUUUAUUUACCCCUAGAGAAUUGAGUAAACUGCAUCUAAUUAAAAAACAAAUUGUUUAAAAAGACUUGAAAAAGUCUUUUUGUUGGCAAAUUAAAUAUAGUGCUCUCCUUCUUCUUCACAACCAAGAAUGUGUCCGAAACCUAAUCUCUGAUUCUCUCUCUCCCUGUUUCCAACUUUUUUCUCUUUCGUUUAUCUUUCUCUUCAGAAGAAAUGAAAAUCAAUGCGAUAAAGGUUUAAAUUCUAUGAUCUCGUUAGAUUCCUUGUUAAGUCGAACGUUUUUAAAUGGUUUUUUAUGUAAGUGAAGCCCACAACAGUAUGGCCCAGGAAGAGCCCAAGACACUUAACCCUCACUUGUCUUCUCCGAAGACCAUCUUGUCGUAUUGUAGAGCUGAGGAGAGGAGUACGGAGAGUCCUAUCCACAACCGUUACGCUCCGCUGCUGUCGCUGUGUGCUGGCUAAUCUACUUUUGCUUUAACAGCUGUGUAGUCGUUUGGAUCUAGAUCCUUCUUUGUAUCCUUUAUAUUGCCUUGUAACCCUAUUGAUUCAAGGUAAUGAGAUUGUAGUAUUCAUUCAAA
Brassica napus (rape) is the source of this 3320-nucleotide messenger RNA. RefSeq lists its product as uncharacterized. Lineage: Eukaryota; Viridiplantae; Streptophyta; Magnoliopsida; Brassicales; Brassicaceae. The record is from RefSeq and is a predicted model, not a curated record. The coding region runs from base 1210 to 1728 and encodes 172 amino acids. The transcript has a single exon.